AGGCUGCUGAGCUUGAACCGUAACGUCAUGGGAAGAUGGCGGACGGAGGCCAAACCUCGAGAGCAGGUAAUGCCUUACAGAAGCGCCAGGAAUCCUUAAAAAGAUGGAAAGGAAGCGAGACUGAUCGACAGCCUGUAGACCGAUCUAGGAAGAAGAAUAAAAUCAAGUUUGAUGCAGGAACUGUAUUUAUUUCGGCUGUUUCGAGCGGCGACGUGGACGAGGUGAAGAAAUUGUUAGCAAAAGGGACGGACAUAGACUACCAAAAUGUCGAUGGUCUUACAGCUUUACAUCAGGCCUGCAUUGAUGAAAGUUUUGAACUGGUUAAACUUCUCGUUGAUGCUGGAGCUCGUUUGGAUAUCCGUGAUAACGAAGGUUGGACCCCUUUACAUGCAGCGGCGAGCUGUGGUAGCGUCGAAAUAGCAAAAUAUCUUAUACAAAAAGGAACAGAUGUUGCAUCUGUCAAUAAUGAGGGGGAACUCCCCUUGGAUCUUGCUGAGGAGGAGGAUAUGGAAGAUUUACUCACUGAUGAAAUAGAACGUCUAGGAAUUGAUGCUGAAGAAGCUCGAAAUGUAGAAGAAAAAUUAAUGCUUGAAGAUGCACAAACUUGGUUAAAUAAGAAUUCUAUAAAUGAAGUCGAAGAUAGAUCAGGAGCAACAGCGCUACAUGUAGCAGCUUCUAAAGGAUACCUUAAAGUUAUAGCUUUGCUGCUUCARCUAAAUGUAGACGUGAAUGCAAAAGAUUCUGAUGGUUGGACACCUUUACAUGCGGCAGCUCACUGGGGUCAGACAGAAGCCUGUGAGGUGUUAGCUGAUAAUGGUGCUGAUUUUACUGCUAGGAACAAAGUGGGUCAAACCCCUAUAGAUUUAGCUGAACCAGAUAUGGUAAAAAUUCUAGAGCAGCUUAAGAAAAGACAAAAUGAUACUAUUAAAAUCAAAGCUAAUGCACCUUUAAUAAAAAGUAAUUUGGAGAGUAAUGCACCUCCUCCAUUAAAAAGAAGUAAUACUAGCUCUACUGCAGGUCAUAAAGAUCCAAACUUUAACAAUGACAGUACUGACAUAGAUAUCGCAGGACUGAUGAGUUCUAUAACAAGAAUAAAAGAUCAAAACUUAUUUCUAAAAGAUAUUAGUAAAGAACGGAAAGAAUUCGAAGAGCGAAGUCAUAAAGACCAGACCUCGCCCACGCCCCACGUCAAGGGUCGCUACUGUAAGGUGCCCAGCUUUCCAGACUCGCCUAACGAAAUUGAAGAAAAAGAUAAAUCAUUCGGGUUCAACAAAAAUGAGAGUGAAAGCGAAACGGAAAGCGAAACRGAAAGCGAAACAAGUUCAGAAGAAGGAUCAUCCGCGGAGGAAAAAGAGAACACUGUAGUUAAUUCCAAAGCGGGUUCUUCAGGAUCAGAGAGCGAGAGCGAAGAGGAGCAAAAAGCUCCUGUUUCAAGUCGAACCAGUAGGKCGGCURUCAGCWCUGCUAGCACCACGAAUACGCGAACGGCGUUAAACCGACCUGCAACUACUACUGCUACUACCACUUCUUCAAGAGGAGGUGUAGUGGAUCGAUAUCGUCAAAAUAUCGCAAACCAGCAAAAAGAUACAAAAACUACGCCUGUAUCUCCUGUGUCUAAAACAGAACCGUCAUCACGKGUAUUCGGUUCGAGAUUUAGUAGAGAACAGGAAGUGAAGAAAGACACUACUACAUCGCGUGCAGGAAGCGCACCCGUGCGCACCACAGCCGCAACAACAACUACCAACACUACUACYUCUAGUGGUCUAAGAGGUAGGGAUGGUAGUGCGGCGUCUCAGGAGAGUAAGGACGAGCACAAAAGAAGAGGGCGUAGGGUUACUGCAAGGGCGGGGACUGCUUUUGUUGCGAAUGUCUUAGAUGAUGAUGAUGAUGACAGUAAAAGUAACGAUGUGGCUGGUAAAGAUAGCACGAAGGAUUCAUCCACUCCGAGCUACGAGUUCCAGUCGCGCAGAAAUAGAUUAACAGGGAGCACUACGGACAAGAGUGAAGAUAUCGUGUCCGCAAAGAAAGGUCGCCUGGAACAGAACAAGGAGAAUGAAGAAGGAGAGAUGUCAACCUGGAGAAGAAAACGACUGGAAAGAGAACAGCAAAGAGAACAGCGAGAAAAAGAAGAGAAAGAAAGAGCUCUGGAGAAAGAACGAGAGAGGGAAAAGGAACGAAAGGAACGGGAGAAAGAGAAAGAAAAAGAGGUACCAACCUAUAGAUCGCGCUUCAGGGACCGAGAGAAGGAAAAGGAACAAAAGGUGAGAGAAAAAGAGUUAUUGGGUAAGAGAGAUACAGAAUUAGAGAGGAAGGAAGCUGACAUGACUAUAACCCAUGGACGAAGAACAAGGAGAUUAAGAGAAGAUCGACGCGGUACUGGUGUUGCUUAUAUGCCACCUGAAGAGAGCGAAGAUUCUUCCAAGGAGGCUAAAGAUGCCUUGAAGAACGCCAAGGCAAAUGAAGAGACUGAAGACAGGCCUUCGUAUAGCAGAAGACAACGCCAUGACAGGGAUUUGGCUUCUGAUGAUUCCAUUAAGACUACGGACAGGAUACGAGGAUCAAGAGGUACAGCUACGGGUAUGGGAGCAGCUACGGACUCGCGCGUUCCUCUCAGUACGGCCAAGGACAAUACUAUACGAGUUACCGAGACAGAUCCCAAAAAACUACAAGCCCAAUUACAAGAAGCUCAUAUAGAGAUACAACAAUACAAAGUGAAACUAGAGACUACUAUGCAGGAAAAAGAAAAGCUAGAGCAAAAACUUACUCAAUUAACUGAAGAUCUGAAGCAAUUAAACGACUUGAAAUCGGAGAAUUCUCGACUGAAAGAAGAAAACGGUGCGCUGAUUCGAGUUAUAAGUAAGUUAUCGAAGCCUCCAACGUGACCAUAGAAACAAGUCCAAAAGAAUAUAUAUAUACAUAACAAUAUAUAUAAAAACAAAGCCUAUUAUUUAGGUAUUUUAGUGCUCUUUCAAAUUGGCCGAUAUUCAGGGAGAAAUACUGAACCAAAUCAACCAUAUUGGAGGACAUCUUUAGCAAUUUUUUCGUGGUCUAUACCCCCGUGAGUUUUUUUUUGUAAGCCUAAGAGGGGUAGGGUACGUAUGGUUAUUCUCGAUAUGCGUUGAGAUGGAUCAUUAGUAGUGUAGAUAUUCAAUUACUAAGACAAAAACGAAGCAAUGAAUAAGAUCUUAAAUAGCUAACAAAAGAUUUCAACGUGCCGUUCCAACUGGCCUUGCAACCUUACCUUAUAGACGUUUGACAAUUAUUUCAUACUUCAAAAAAACGCAAGUGGGUUGCCUGUGUCUUUGGUUCGAUGCAAGGUAGUUUUAUAUAUAUAAUAUUAUUAUUAUCUAAUGUCGAYGUAUUUGCUUUAUUAUUAAUAUCUAUUAAUGUUUAUUAUUAUUAGGGUAUUAGCAGUUAACUAUCUUCUAGUUUCGUUCAAAAGUGAAAAUGGAAAAUAUUUUCUUUAGUUCUCGGUAUUUUCGUCACGUUUUGUGCCGGCAGGAAGAACAAUCGAUUUUUGCCUUCCCCCCCCCCCCUUCUAAUAACGAAAAAAAGGGAAGCGCAUCAAAUUGAAAAAUAUUUCUCCGUGCGCCUUCGAAAUUUAUCGUACAGCGGCUGCUUGUUGAAUUUAUGCAUAAUAAGAUGACGUCAUGCACGCGCACUACCAGGCAGACAUGUGAGAACCCUCCCCCCCCCCGUCCCGCGUGACAUGCGCUCUUAUGAGAACUACAAGUAAAAUUCUCUUGAUUAAAAACACUGAAUUUUUUGAAGACUGCUAAACGUAAGAUAAAUAAUUUAAACUGAAUUUGUAAUGUAAGAGUCAGGUUGUUUGUGCCCGUAAUAAGUGACCUUUUUUUUCGAUUGAUUUUAUAAUAAAAAAGUGUAAAAUUGAAAAUAUAUAAAUAGAAAUAUAUAUAUCUAGAUCUUGGACAGGAAUCGUCUUGUCUUCCUUCCGGCCAAACGAUAAGUAAGUGAUAGCAACGAGAGGAAAAAUAGCAAGAAAAACUGAAUUAUCAAAGAUGCUCGCUGUUAGUCGAUCAUGGUAAUAGAUCUCAUCCCUCACCCUCUCCCCCCUAAUUUUAGAACCUGACCAUCCGGUCUUGUCACGUGAUUGCCAAUGGUUCGACUUGAGCGUGUCGGGCUGUGAGAUCUAUUAAAUCAUUGCUUUAGUGAAAAAAGGAGUUAAGUUUUAUAUGAUGAAAGCCUAACAAAAAAUGGGGAAAAUCUUAAAUGUAUCCGCCUGGCGUCGGCGGGAAAACUUUUUUUUUUCAAAAAUGGUUUUUCAAGAUAGCCGUAUCUCGUUUGUAUUCAAAGGUAGAGAGAAAAGCUUUGAAAUGUAUGGAUAACAAAUUUGAAUCCCGUAGAGGUCCCCCAGGGAUUUAUCUUUGGUCCUUUCGGAGGCAGUAUUGUCAAUUAAACGGGGAGGAAUAUUAAUGCCAUUGUACUUAGUUAUCAAAACCUUUACCAUAUAUUUCUAGCAUAUUUAAAAUUAAGGUAGCACAACCCAUAUUUUCCAUAGCAUUAGUGAGUUUGCAAGCGAGUACACGCUACACUGAGGAACGGAGAAUCCAAGGAGAUGGAAAAAGCUGAUUAUUUUCAAUGUUUAUGUAGUUAUAAUAAAACUAAGCAUUAAGUGGACUGACCAAGCCAAUGGUCACAGAGACAAUUCACUGUAUUAUUGGAUAUUCCAAUUUUCUGUAAUACAAUAUUUUGGCCUUUGAUAUAUCUAUUAAAGCUCUUCUAUAAAA
Molecule: messenger RNA, 4748 nt
Organism: Actinia tenebrosa (Australian red waratah sea anemone)
Lineage: Eukaryota; Metazoa; Cnidaria; Anthozoa; Actiniaria; Actiniidae
Cellular component (GO): cytoplasm
Molecular function (GO): protein kinase binding; enzyme inhibitor activity; phosphatase regulator activity
Source: RefSeq, a predicted model, not a curated record